UCAAGGUAUUGUCAUACAAAAGACACUUUUAAUAGGUCAACGUUUGCAACAAGCGUGAACUUUCACAAAGUUUUGCGGGCUCUUAAUCAAAUUGCUCCAAGUUUGAUGGCUAAACCCAAGAUUGCAGUGCCUACCAAAAUUAGAGAAAGUACGAGGUUUUAUCUGUAUUUUAAGGAUUGUGUUGGAGCUAUUGAUGGUACACAUAUCCUUGCAAUGGUAUCACAGAAAAAAGCGCAUUCUUUUCGUAACAGAAAAGGUGAUAUAUCACAAAAUGUGUUGGCUGCUUGUAAUUUUGAUCUCGAAUUCAUGUAUGUGCUUAGUGGAUGGGAAGGUUCAGCUCAUGACUCAAAAGUAUUAAAUGAUGCUUUGACAAGGAACAGUAAUCGACUACCAGUUCCAGAAGGAAAGUUUUAUGUAGUAGAUUGUGGAUUUCCAAAUCGUCGAAACUUUUUAGCUCCGUAUCGUGGUGUCAGAUAUCAUCUACAAGAAUAUUCUGGUCAAAAUUCACAACCAACGAAUGCAAAAGAGUUGUUUAACCAUCGUCAUGCAUCCUUAAGGAACGUGGUUGAAAGAAUAUUUGGUAUUUUUAAAUCUCGAUUUCUAAUCUUUAAAUCUGCACCUCCUUUUCCUUAUAAGACGCAGACAGAGAUUGUACUUGCAUGUGUUGGUUUACAUAAUUUUCUUCGAAAGUUUUUUCGAACGGAUAAUUUUCUGGAAGAAGACGAAAGUGCAGAAGAAGUUGUCGAAGAAAUUAAUGACAAUAAUGAUGAAGUUCUUACAACCCAAGAUCAACAGAGAGAAUAUGUCAAUCAGUGGAGAGAAACAAUAGCAUCAAACAUGUGGAGUGAUUCAAUUGAGAAUUCAUAGAUCAGAACGUGACAGAUUAUUUCUUAAAGAUUGUAAUGUUUUAA
Messenger RNA from Arabidopsis lyrata subsp. lyrata, 911 nucleotides. RefSeq names its product protein ALP1-like. The transcript is spliced from 3 exons. The record is from RefSeq and is a predicted model, not a curated record. Lineage: Eukaryota; Viridiplantae; Streptophyta; Magnoliopsida; Brassicales; Brassicaceae. Bases 106 to 867 code for a protein of 253 amino acids.